UGACACGAUGGACGCGGGCGGCGGCCCCCUCCUCCCCGACAGCGUCCUUUACGAGAUCUUUCUCUACCUGGACCACGUAGACGUGCUCUCGGUGGGGCUGGUGUGCCAGCAGUGGCACGCCGUGGCCCGCGACGAGUUCCUCUGGAAGGAGCUCUUCUACCGCUACUACCGCAUCUCCCGGGAGGUGCCCCGGCACCCAGCUGCUGUCUCCUGGUACGACGAGUUCCAGAGGCUCUACGACACCAUCCCUUGCGUGGAAGUGCAGGCCCUGAAGGAGCACAAUGACCAGGUUUUGCACCUCAGCUUCUCACACUCCGGCUGUUUGUUUGCAUCGUGCUCCAAAGACUGUACAGUCAAGAUCUGGAGCAAUGAGUUGGACAUCUCCCUGCAGCACAGCUCCAACAUGAGGCCGUACAACUGGAGCUACACGCAAUUCUCCCAGUUCAACUCCGAUGACUCCCUCCUUCUGGUGUCAGGUGUCUUUGUGGGGCCUCACAACUCCUCAUCAGGAGAGAUUGCUGUAAUCAGCAUGGAGAACUUCACGCUGCUUUCCAGGGUGAGGAAUAAACCCUAUGAUGUGUUUGGCUGCUGGCUGAAUGAAACCAACUUGAUAUCUGGCAAUCUGCAUCGGAUUGGGCGUAUAACUUCUUGUUCUGUGCUGUGGCUGAACAACGCUUUCCAGGGUAUAGAGUCUGAGAAUGUGAACGUAGUGAAGAGACUGUUCAAAAUCCAGAACCUGAAUGCCAGCACUAUCCGGACCGUGAUGGUAGCUGACUGCAGCCGAUACGAUUCGCCAGACCUGCUCCUGGACUAUGAGGAGCAGCUAGCUGCUUCCUCCACCUCCACCUGCCCAGUCUUUGAUCUUGGCAGUGACAGCGAGGAAGAGGAGGCCAAGCCCAAGCAGACUCCGGAGCUAGCAGUACAGGAAUUGCCGGAUGAAGGGGGUGUGACAGCAGAGGACGGGCUGCAGCAGUUCUUUGAUGAUAUCAUGGAGGGCCGUGUGAGGCCUGCCAUGACUGAGACAGAGUUGGAGACAAAGGUGGCUGAGCUGUUUGUACGCAACAGAACUAAACCGCCUGAGCCGAACCUGCUCCCCACAGACAGCAACAGCAAGACAAAAUACUUAAUCUUCACCACAGGAUGCCUCACCUACUCCCCACACCAGAUAGGGAUUAAAAGGAUCCUGCCCCAUCAGAUGACAACUGCUGGGCCAGUGCUUGGGGAGGAGAGGCGCUCAGAUGAGUUCUUUGACUCACUGGAUCACGUCAUCGACAUUCAUGGGCACAUCAUCGGCAUGGGCCUCUCCCCUGACCACAGGUACCUGUACGUGAACAGCCGUGCCUGGCCUCGGGACUGCGUCAUCUCCGACCCGAUGCAGCCGCCCCCCAUCGCCGAGGAGAUCGAUCUGCACGUGUUCGACCUGAAGACAAUGAAGGAGGUGAAAAGAGCCCUCCGCGCACAUCGGGCCUACACACCCAAUGAGGAGUGCUUCUUCAUCUUCCUGGAUGUCAGCAGGGACUUUGUAGCAAGCGGAGCAGAGGAUCGCCAUGGCUACAUCUGGGACCGGCACUAUAACAUCUGCCUGGCCAAACUGCAGCAUGACAAUGUGGUCAACUCGGUGGCGUUCAGCCCGGUGGAGCAGGAGCUGCUCCUGACAGCCAGCGACGAUACCACCAUCAAGGUGUGGCGCUCCCCUCGCGCGGUGCGCAUCCAGCAGGCCAGGAAGCCCAGGCCCAGGAAGCUGCUCUUCUCCUGGCUCAUGAACCAGAAAAGCUGAACCCAGGUACACCUGCUCCUGCAGCUUCCUCACUGCAGCCACCUCCUCUGGAGCUUGCAGAGCUUUGAGCCCUGCACAACAGGGACGAGCUCUGGGCACACAAAUCCCAUCUGCUGAGUCAGGAGGGACCCCAGUAGCGGGAAUUGCUUCCUCCUUGGAGCAUCUGCUUCAAAGACAGAACGUAAGAGCUGAGGGCCCGUUCCUGGGCCCGGCGGGCGGCAGCCCGAGCUGGUCACUGCAGGGUAGGCUCCCCACAGCUUCUCACGAACGGCUGCUGCUUGGUCACAGCGCUCUCUGGGUGAGCUUUGGUCUCCGAGAACAGACUGAGGCACGUUUCCAGCAUUUGUACUGUGUGAGCCUGGGACAUGGCUGACCUGGCCGAGAGCUACCGGCUACAGAGCACUUGGCAGAAGCCGCGGUACAGUGCUGCGCUGCCUUACUGCAGGACUCUUUUAAUAUAGUAGUUUUAUUAAUGUUUGUUUGUCCCAAACCUCCAUGGGCAACUUGUCUGGCUGCUGGGCAAUGCUGAGUGCCUCCUCCCACACGGGGUCCUGGCCCUGGGCGGCAGCAGGGACUGGAGGGCAGGGAGAGGGCAGCGGGGGAGGCAGGGCU
Gavia stellata (red-throated loon) is the source of this 2389-nucleotide messenger RNA. It is a transcript of the gene FBXW5, whose product is annotated as F-box and WD repeat domain containing 5. The record is from RefSeq and is a predicted model, not a curated record. Gene Ontology annotation, molecular function: protein binding. Lineage: Eukaryota; Metazoa; Chordata; Aves; Gaviiformes; Gaviidae. Gene Ontology annotation, cellular component: SCF ubiquitin ligase complex; Cul4-RING E3 ubiquitin ligase complex. Gene Ontology annotation, biological process: protein ubiquitination. The transcript is spliced from 8 exons. Bases 8 to 1777 code for a protein of 589 amino acids.